CGCCCGGCCGUCCCACUCGCCGCCGCCUCCUCUCCUCCCCCGCGCCCCGCUCCUCCCACCUCGACGCCGCCUCCUCUCCCCUCCCGCGCCCCCUCGCCCCCCUCGCCCUGCCCAUCCAAGCUCAGGGUCGAGGGGCGGGCCGGGUCCGGGCGCGGCGGCUCGAUGGUGAGCGCGAUGGAUCUCGAGCUAGCUCGGGCGUGUGGACGCGUUGGUGAGCGCGCCAGCGGCCGUGGCGAGCUCGAGCCCGGGAUAAACCUAGCAUCAUGGUCGCCAUGGACGCCGGCGCUGCACCUGCGCCGCUGGUUGGUCCUCCCCGACACCGUCCUGGCCCUCCUGCAUUGCAUCACCCUCCUACCGCGCCUACUAGACCUACAGGAAGUGCUCAUGUAUCAAAUUCCAGUUGUUACUCAACCUGUAGUGGAUUCCAUUUGCUGAAGAUAUCGUCCAUUGUCACCAGUGCAUCCUUCUAUCUGGCCUUCACGGAUCAGUGGUGCUGCUGUGUGAAUUUGUGCCGCUAUGUCGAAUUGGGCGGAGGCUUCCCUGUCAAGAAGAAGGUAUCCUACAAACUCCACCCAAUUCGACGAGCAUUGAGCUGCAGCACCAUCUGGUACUUGUACGGUCUGAAAAGCUUGUGCUAUGUCACUGAUUUCUUGGUGCGAUCCAUGGUGGUGCAGGUGCAGAGAAGCGUUGGGCACUUCAGUGCAGGCAAGGUGGUUGCCCAUGUCCUGGAGGCUAAGAUGUAUCUGUCAAGAUGGGAUAUUCAGGUCGCUCUGCGUAGUGGGUGCCUCGUCAUUUACAGGAAAGUUAUUAAUUCUAGGAAGCGAUUGCGUGCUCAUGUAGGACUUGAUGAAGGAGAGGUGUAUGGAAGUACAAGUACAGAUCUUGGUGUUGAUUCUGCCUCACCUUUCCAGCCGGCAGUGGUUCGAUUUGCUGCAGGUUUCCUCGGUGUUCAGUUGCUUGGUUCAGUGCCGUACAAUAUGAUGCAGAAAACACAAUAG
Messenger RNA from Triticum aestivum (bread wheat), 998 nucleotides. RefSeq lists its product as uncharacterized. Bases 264 to 998 code for a protein of 244 amino acids. The transcript has 7 exons. NCBI's taxonomy places the organism in Eukaryota, Viridiplantae, Streptophyta, Magnoliopsida, Poales, Poaceae. The record is from RefSeq and is a predicted model, not a curated record.